AUGGCGGAAGCGGUACAUAAGCUUCUGGAGGAGAUGCUCCCGGAGUUGGAUGAAUUCCAACACAAGGGCAUCUUCUCAGCAGCAGAGAUCAAAGCAAUUGUGAAGCGCAGAACGGAUUUUGAAUAUGCGCUGAGAAAACGGACAACAAAGAGAAAUGAUUACAUCCGAUACAUAGCAUAUGA
Sphaeroforma arctica JP610 is the source of this 182-nucleotide messenger RNA. The record is from the annotation of a RefSeq genome assembly. NCBI's taxonomy places the organism in Eukaryota, Ichthyosporea, Ichthyophonida.